GUUUAAUCAGCUAGAGAAGCCGACCGCAAUCGCAAACGUUUACCAACUGGCUAAUAAGCCCAAAGUCCAGACUUGACUGCUCACGCACGUACAGUGCUUCGUGCUUGUUACAGUAUUUAUUGUCACAUUUUAGAUUAAUGAAAUCAUUUUUACGCAAACUGCAUUCCGAAUUUCCGACGGUCCAGUAACUUGAUUUGUACUUUGUGGUCUGUUACGUUUGACGCUUUGGAAGUCUCCAGGAUCAUGGCUAAACCCGAUCAGGAAGAUCAGAUUGAAGAUGCUUCGGAGUUGCGAUUUCCAAAAGAAUUCGAGACCGCAAAAACGCUGCUAAAUUCUGAAGUUUACAUGCUAUUAGAAGCCCGCAAAGCGCAGAACGAAGCUGCCGACGAUGAAGCCGAACUUCCUCCGAUAUUCCUGAAAACCCAUGUCUACACGCACAGAUUCAGUGUCUUCAAGAACCGCGAUACAAUAGUCGCGGUCCGCCACAUGUUGUCCACCAAAGAUCUCCAUCAGUACGAGUUGGCCAGCCUCGCCAAUAUCUUACCUGAGAGCGCCGAUGAAGCUAAAGCCCUUAUCCCCAGUUUGGAUCGCUUCAACAACGACGAACUGCAGGAAUUACUCGAUGACAUGAAAACGAAAAAGAGUUUCCAAGCGUGAUACACGUCUUUCCUUUUCCGAUGAUCUGGGGAAGACUUCGUAGAUGUGAACGAGAAGCGGCAUCCUUGAUGGGCACGCGAACUGCUGUAAUAAUUUUGCCAGCUGCGGUUCAUCUACGUACUUUUGAUCUACUUCGUUAUGGAAAGUCGAAAGCUGUUACUGUGUUACAAGCCUGUUUCCUGUGUUUUUAUUUGUCAUUAUCCUGUUUGAAGCAGGCAUGCACUAACACGUGUGAAGUGUGACUAAUACAGCUCCACGUUUUUGCUUGCCCUUUUUGGGUUUAACUGUUUUGUUGGACGGAAAUUGGCUUGAUGAAAAUUGCUUCCAAGCCGGAAUAUUUUUUUAUUGGUAUGGCACUGGCGAAACUCUGGCGAAAGAUCAUGGACUCUGUAUCUGUACGUGUAUUGCAUCUUAAAUUCGGCUAACAAGUUGACUGAUUUUCGGAUUAACGGAAUGAAAUGAAAUGCCGGUUG
Molecule: messenger RNA, 1130 nt
Organism: Paramacrobiotus metropolitanus
Lineage: Eukaryota; Metazoa; Tardigrada; Eutardigrada; Parachela; Macrobiotidae
Product: DNA-directed RNA polymerase II subunit RPB4-like
Exons: 3
Coding region: 244-657 (137 amino acids)
Biological process (GO): positive regulation of translational initiation; mRNA export from nucleus in response to heat stress; nuclear-transcribed mRNA catabolic process, deadenylation-dependent decay
Cellular component (GO): P-body; RNA polymerase II, core complex
Molecular function (GO): nucleotide binding; translation initiation factor binding
Source: RefSeq, a predicted model, not a curated record